CGAAAUUAGAAAAUUGUCUUAAUUUAGCCUCUCGUCCCGACGAGCACUUUGAAAUUGAAGAGGUCUAAUGACAUGUACAAAAAAACCAGUCUUAUUUUUGACAAAAAAGAAAUGGAGUAGUUCAAUGAUCACUGCACUAGAUACUUUUUCCUUUAUCUGUCAUUGCCCAGGUGAGACAUGAGCAAUGCUUCUCUUCCCUUCUUUUUCUUUGCACCUUGCUGAUCCAGCCGGAUUCCCGCCGGGGUCCAACGCAACCGGUGACCGGAAUGCUCUCAUCACCUCUUCGCUGGUCAUACGCAAGCGACAUCACCUGAAAUCCAGGCCGUGUUUGACCAGGACGGGAGCUAUGAAGGGCUGGCAAGAAUAUGACCAAGCCGUGAAGGAUAAAGACCUCACCAGAGCUCUCCGAUUCCUCAAGGAGAUCCCUGUCCAGCCAAAGGAGGAAACUUGGAUGGACCCGAAUGGGUACCCUAGUGAAUUGGAUUGGGCACGGGCCGCUCGGCAAGAGCGCAAUUGGGGGGUUUUGGAUACCUGCUUGAAUGCGGAUGAUAUGAGGCUUGUUGCGAAUGCCUAUGGUUUUCUCAAGGACAGGGAUCUCUUGCCCAAUUUCGGGAAAUGCAGUAGCAUAGUUUUAGAAGGCACAAGAGAUGUAACCCCUACAUUACUGAAGUCUUUGACUGGCUUAGAUGUGAGAAAAAUUUCACCCAAAAAGUGGGGUCUUUCAGGAAGCUCUAGCUUUAUUUUGAUUGCAUUGCUUGGUGGAAUCUCUUUUCUGGUAAAUCAGGGAAUAGAUAUCAGACCUAACAUUGCCACAGUACUGGCCCUGACAAUGCUCGAUGCUAAAUUUCUUGGAGGCUCUUUUUUAGCCCAGAUCUCAAGCUUUUGGCCUCCUUAUAGGCGCCGAAUUUUAGUUCAUGAAGCUGGACAUCUUCUUGUGGCUUACCUCAUGGGUUGUCCAAUUCGUGGUGUUAUUCUAGACCCCAUUGUGGCUUUGCAGAUGGGAAUCCAAGGGCAGGCUGGAACACAAUUCUGGGAUGAAAAACUUGAAAAAGAGCUUGCUGAAGGCCGGUUGAGUGGAACCGCCUUUGACAGGUACUGCAUGGUUCUUUUCGCUGGGAUUGCAGCUGAGGCCCUCGUCUAUGGAGAAGCAGAGGGUGGAGAAAAUGACGAAAAUUUAUUCAGAAACGUCUGCAUGCUUCUUGAUCCACCCCUAUCUGUGGCCCAGAUGUCAAAUCAAGCUAGAUGGUCAGUUAUGCAAUCUUAUAAUCUAUUGAAAUGGCAUAAACAUGCACAUCGAGCUGCUUUUAAAGCUAUGGAGGGUGGACAUAGUUUGAGUGUGAUCAUUAAACGAAUCGAGGAAGCCAUGUCUUCCAGCAGCAGUUGAACUAAGGAAUGCAAGAAAAUACAUGUCAUGCUGGAAAAGGUAAUAUCUCACCCGGGCUUCUAUUUUUCUCAGUAACAUGUAUAUUGAUGGGCACAUAGAUUUGAUACGAAAUCUCUAGACGAGAAUAUGCAGAGUUAGCCUCGAACGACAAGUAACAGAAAAACAAGAAAAUCAGUUUUGUGCUGGUACAAGACUACAAGCUAAGGUACUCUUUACUCUAGACGAGGUUGAACUCAUUGCUGGUAGUACCAGCUUGGCUAGAGCCUAUAUAUAGCAGGAAUAAAUAAAGAAAACAUAACAAAGAUGUAAAAGUUGUUAAGUCAUAUGAACGAUUGAAGAUUAAGAACAACGUUUAUGAAAUGUUGCAAGAAAACAACUCCGUUUUU
Cuscuta campestris is the source of this 1770-nucleotide messenger RNA. The record is from the annotation of a GenBank genome assembly. Lineage: Eukaryota; Viridiplantae; Streptophyta; Magnoliopsida; Solanales; Convolvulaceae.